This is a messenger RNA of Neurospora tetrasperma FGSC 2508, 735 nucleotides long. RefSeq lists its product as uncharacterized. Bases 1 to 735 code for a protein of 244 amino acids. The transcript is spliced from 3 exons. The record is from RefSeq and is a predicted model, not a curated record. NCBI's taxonomy places the organism in Eukaryota, Fungi, Ascomycota, Sordariomycetes, Sordariales, Sordariaceae.
AUGCAGUCUCUCCUUAGAAAAGCAAGCGCCAAGUCUAGCGACAUGUUCAGAUUCACGGCCAUCAGGGUUCAAAUCGCGGGGUUUUCAACAUCAAGAACCCGACCGAUCUCAAGUUCUCCAAGAAAGCCAGGAUCCAUCGCCCAUAUCAGAAAUCCCUGGCCCCUUUCAGAGCAACAGAAGAAGAUCAUUGCAAAAAAUCCGCUCGGCGGUACUCUUGACAGCGUUCGCGAGAAACUGCGCGACUCUAACGAAGCCGACAAGACGCAUCGAAAAAAUAUCGCAGACCUUAUACAGGCGCUUUGCGGUUCUUCAGCGGGUUGUGAAAUUCUCAUUUCCGACGAAAAAGUUGUCGUUGACGACAAUACCAACGACAAUGCCAUUUGGGCUGCCGUCUUUUGCCUCCUCGACCCGCGCGCCACCAUCUCACAAACGCCUGUUGAUACCAACUCGAGUUGGGGCAUCCAGCUACCGCCGUUGACAAACAAGGACAAAGACCUAUGGGAAGAGAAAAUCUAUAACUGCCUCGUCAGCCCACCAGCCGGGCAUGUUAUCAGCAGGUUUCGUACAGUCAAGCAACUGCUAGAAUCGAUGCGAGAUGCAAUCAAGGCGCACCGAUAUCUCUACUUCACCCGCAAUAUUCUGCACCGCAAUAUCUCUCCAGACAAUAUUAUUAUAACGGACCCCAGUAUUACAAAUGGCCUCAAGGGCAUACUGAACAUAGCGGCCAAGGUUUAG